AUGGCUCUGCCUCCUGGGCGCCCUCGAUUUUCUGAUGAUAAACCUCCACCUACUGCCGAUAUUAUUCGGAUUCCUGAACAUCUCGAAGACAUACCAAUAGCUACAACUAAGAUCUAUGAACGGCGUCAGUCCCGUUCGGAGAUUGAUGUUCUGAUUCAGCUGGAAGGACCUAACUUGGAACACUAUCCGCCGUGGUAUCAGCGUGCUCCUUUGGACCUUGUUAUGGUGGUAGAUAUCAACAAUUAUUAUUUCGAUACAGACGACUUUAAUCUUGUGCAAAGGGCAAUUAUGUUUGUUGUACGUAACAUAGGCCCGAGGGACCGGCUUUCUAUAGUUUCGUGCACUGAUCCUGCUACCAGAUUAACGCGCCUGCGCCCAAUGGACUUUCCCGGACAAGUGGAUGCCCAACAUGCUGUUGGCUUUUUUCUCCAGGAUGGAGAUCCAACGAGCAGCUUUGUGGACGGCGUAAAGAUUGCUACUGAAAUUCUCGAGGAUAGGCUGUACAAGAAUCCUGUUGCAAGCAUUAUUGUCUUGUCGAACGUGAUUAGCAAUGGCGGGAGUGUCGGGCAGCCUAGAACAAUGCCCGUGACUGAAAACUAUCCCUUUCCAGUUCAUAUCUUCGGCGUUGGUCAACGGCGCAAUGAUCCAGUUGCACUUUACCGUGUAUCUUUAGCAUCGAGAGGCACUUAUUCAUAUGUACAAUCAUUUGAGCUAUUGGAGCAAGCCGUUGCUGUCUGCUUGGGAGGGCUCCUCAGUGUUGUUGCUCAGUGUAGGAACACGCCGGUGAGGGCUGUUCAUUCCCACGGAUCGUUGUUGGAUGCCAACGCGUACAUACAUGGUAUAAAACGAUCCUAA
Molecule: messenger RNA, 855 nt
Organism: Andrographis paniculata
Lineage: Eukaryota; Viridiplantae; Streptophyta; Magnoliopsida; Lamiales; Acanthaceae
Product: E3 ubiquitin-protein ligase WAV3-like
Exons: 2
Coding region: 1-855 (284 amino acids)
Source: RefSeq, a predicted model, not a curated record